Molecule: messenger RNA, 1812 nt
Organism: Aspergillus chevalieri
Lineage: Eukaryota; Fungi; Ascomycota; Eurotiomycetes; Eurotiales; Aspergillaceae
Product: arrestin (or S-antigen), N-terminal domain protein
Exons: 5
Coding region: 1-1812 (603 amino acids)
Biological process (GO): ubiquitin-dependent endocytosis
Cellular component (GO): cytosol; plasma membrane; cytoplasm
Molecular function (GO): protein-macromolecule adaptor activity; ubiquitin protein ligase binding
Source: RefSeq, a predicted model, not a curated record
AUGUCGGCCUCAAUCGAGUUGAACGGUCCUCACAACCAUAUCACCAAUCUCGAUGUCAUUACUGGAAGAGUGGUCGUCAAUCUACCGUCUGAGGCCGCGAUAGGAGGCAUCCAAGUCAAAUUGGAGGGAGAGAGCAAGACGCGUUUAACAGGCCCACGGCAUCCCAAUGGAGACCCAGAGAAGAAGCGGACGGAGCUCGAAGUGCAUAAGAUACUGUACAAAGUGGUGACUGUCUUCCCAACUCCUGCGAUCUUCAAUCCGGACAGCCCUAAUACUGCCUAUACGUUUGCGGCUGGAAGCUAUGAAUAUCCGUUUGAAUUCAAGGUCCCGUUCAACAAUGCGUGCAGUACGCACAAUAAUAGCAUGCUCACCAACUUAAACAUUACCGGAUUGAAGGUUGAAAUGGCGCGCCAAAGCAACCGUCAUGUUAAGAAGACUCUUCCGCCGUCCUUAAAUGGCUUUCCCGGUAUGGCAGAUAUCAGAUAUUAUAUCAAAGCAACGAUCAUUCGGCCACAAUUCUACAAGGAAAACAUUCGUGCGACCACGCCGUUGAACUUUCUUCCUAUUGAACCCCCACGGACAGGCGAUCCUAACCAAGAGACGUAUGCGAGACGGCAGCAUCAGUUCACCAGACAAGGCAGUUCCUCCAAGGCAAAGAGCCUGUUCCAGAAGGUUUCUGGUUCCCUUGAUCUCCUCGCUGAUGGUCCGCGCGUGUCAGCGGAUGCUAGGUUACCAAAUCCCUCCAUUCUCACCUGUAACGAGCCCAUUCCGCUACGGGUUUUGGUCAAGAAGAUGUCGGAUACUUCAGAAACGAUUUUCUUGCAGUCAUUCCAGAUUGAAUUGGUUGCAAAAACUCAUAUUCUGGCUCACGAUCUUAACCGAACAGAAACAGGCAGUUGGGUUAUAUUCAGCCGGAGCAACAUGGGCGCUGUGUUGGGUAAGGGAAGUGAUCCAGCCGGCACUGAAUGGACUAUAGAUGCUCGCAUGUGGAAUCAAUUACCACUGCCUAACUCAGUUGCUCCGACUUUUGAAACCUGCAACGUCUCUAGGACUUAUGAACUAGAGGUUCGAGUCGGUUUGAGUCACGGCAGUUUCGGAAAUAUCAAACCACAACUCAUUAUCCUCCCUUUGAGAAUGCCAGUCAAAAUCUACUCUGGAAUCGCCCCGCCCAAGGCCCUUCUGGAUGCCAUGACUGAAUCUGGACGCAUACAAGAACCUGCUGCUCCAUCUCUUCCCGCUCGACCCACGGACAGUCCAACGGAACGUCCUCCGAUGCCUCCAAGGCCGGCAGCCGCACCUGAGCCUACCAGUGCAGACCAAGUCCCCGACGAAGCACCGCCAAGCUACGAGGACGCAAUGGCAGAAAUAUUGAGUCCAGUGGAUGGUCCCCGCCGCGAGUAUAACCCACCAGAUGACUCUUCUUCCAGAACCAUUGAAUCUGGAGCUGAUUCGAAAUCCCCAGUCAACCCGGGAAGGGAUCCUGAGGCCUCAACAGCGGCAAUACCCUAUGGCAACCCCGCGGCCAUGUCAUCAGAGGAAUCGUUUGAUAUGCUUCCCUCGACACCUCCGGAAACUCAGUCUGGUUCGCCUCCCACAUCCCCAGUUGCGCGUCAACAAAGCGUUCUGAAAAUCCACAAAGUGCCACCUCAGCCUGAGGAGGAUCCACCGCACUAUCAAUCGAUAGCUGGAGAGUCUCCCCAGGCGCAGCAAAGUCCGCAAGAACAAAGGCAACCUCGGCAAGGAUUCCGGCCUAUGAACCUCGGAGUUCCCAGCAGGAAGCCGGUCCCGCGAAGCCCACAUCCCAGAGGUUGA